Messenger RNA from Notolabrus celidotus (New Zealand spotty), 1567 nucleotides. It is a transcript of the gene vti1b, whose product is annotated as vesicle transport through interaction with t-SNAREs 1B. Gene Ontology annotation, molecular function: SNARE binding; SNAP receptor activity. Lineage: Eukaryota; Metazoa; Chordata; Actinopteri; Labriformes; Labridae. The record is from RefSeq and is a predicted model, not a curated record. The transcript is spliced from 6 exons. Gene Ontology annotation, biological process: vesicle fusion with Golgi apparatus; retrograde transport, endosome to Golgi; intracellular protein transport. The coding region runs from base 201 to 878 and encodes 225 amino acids. Gene Ontology annotation, cellular component: ER to Golgi transport vesicle membrane; SNARE complex; late endosome membrane.
AAAUACUGUUUGAUGUUUGAGUUUGAUUUCUGAUCCGGAGUUUGAGUCUGCGUCACGAGGACCAUCAUGCGGAAAAGUCCCGGGGAUCUGAUUAUCACCAAACAAAACAACUAGAUUAACUUCCAGCUGUGACAGCUGAGUCUGUUAUUACAGACUUAUUUCAACAAAAAGACUAAGAGGGUCCUGAAGACCAGGGGAACAUGUCGUCGGAGGAAUUCGAGAAGCUGCACGAGAUCUACAGAUCUCUGUACGAUGAGCUGAAGCUAAUGCCGGACACAGCUCUGAGGUGUCAUGGAGAGGAGAGGAAGAGGCUGGUGAGGAGCUUCGAUGAGAGGCAGGGGGAGGCUGAGGAAGUGUUACAAGGAAUGGAAGAGGAGCUGCGAGCGGCCCCGUCCACCCACAGAAACGCCAUGAGCACAAAGCUGCGUAUGUACCGCAGGGAUCUUGGCAAGCUGCAGAGAGACAUGAAAUCUGCUCCAGGCUCCGGGUCUUCUUCUAUGCCAGUGGGAGGAAGCCAUCAGGGCGUCUAUUCAUCACAGAACCAACAAAGUACACACCAGCAGUCCCAGAGAGCCUUGCUGCUGCAGGGCACAGAGGCUCUGAACAACGCCAGCCAGAGCAUCGAACGAAGUCAACGCAUCGCCAAUGAGACGGAGCAGAUCGGCACGGACAUCAUCGAGGAGCUGGGAGAGCAGAGAGAGCAGCUGGACCGAACCAGAAACAGAUUGGUGAACACCGGAGAAAACCUGAGUCGAACUAGAAAGAUCCUUCGUUCCAUGGCCCGGCGGCUGGUGACGAACAAGCUGCUGUUAUCCGUCAUCAUUCUCAUGGAGCUGGCGAUCCUAGGAGCGGUGGUUUACCUGAAGUUCUUCCGAUGAUGAGCUCUGGAUCCUGGGCUCUGGAUCCCGGGCUCUCUCAGACUUUCUAUAUCCGUCUCCUCCGACCAUCCAGAAGCAAUAACGCUGUUCUGCUGUGCAAUCGAGGACAAUGUGAUAACUCCGUCUUUAAUUGAACCUUUACAGAACAAGGUUUUUUGAAGUAUUGUUGAACCUGUUACUGGACCAAAUCUGCAGAAUCUUCCUGCACAAACUGUGAUCUGUUGUUUGCACUGUUUUAUCAAUCUGUUCGUGCCAAGGAUGCCCUGCAGGAUCGUUUCUGGCCACCACAGACCCCAGAGAUGAUUGCAUGGCAGGUUUUGUUAGGACCUGCUGACUCCCAUGUUUGUAGAUUCCUCAGAGGUACUGAUCCGAUCCUGACUCAGCUGUACUGGGAGCUUUAAAACCACAUGUAUCAACAACAUUACACGAUGAGUUAGCCCCAGUUGUAAUGUCGUGUCCUGAAUUCAGAGCGGUUAUCAUAGCUCACUUUUCAAAUCUGAGACCUGAGACACGGGGUCAGACUCUUCAGAGGUGUGGGUGUGACUAAUAAGUGGAAACUCUUACUAACUACAAUGUUCCUAACAGUUAUUAAUGUCGUCAAAUCACUGUAUCAUACAAACUGUUCUGUUUAAAGUGGGCUUAAUUAUCCUCUAUUGGACCGUCUACAUUAAAGCUAAUCUCUAACCUGA